AACUGAAAGCUUAGACAGAGACGGAAAACAGAGAGGAGGGUCAACAAUGGCUUUAUAUCUUAGACGAGCAAUCAAAUUAACAAACACAAUAAGAACAACCACCCUACUACUUAGAAGCUCAAAUACCCAAACCCGCAACAUCUCUCACUUUCUCCUUUCUCAUAACCAAUUAACUCCCCGUUCCCAAAACCUCACUCCUUUCUGCUCAUUUGAUUUUCAUAGAGAUUCUCGCCGUGGUUUCGCCAAAGGAAAAAAAUCAAAGGAUGAUUCUGGUGGGAGUACAAUGGAACUUGCUCCUGAUAUUGGGCCUUCUGUUAAAGCAAGUGCUGCAUCACAGAUGGAUGCAGCAAUAGUUGCCUUAUCGCGGGAGCUAGCCAAAUUGAGAACAGGAAGGGCAUCUGCAGGAAUGCUUGAUCAUAUUAUCGUUGAAACUGAUGGCGUAAAGAUGCAACUGAACCAUUUAGCUGUUGUUUCUGUUAUUGAUUCAAAAACCUUAUCGGUGAAUCCAUAUGAUCCCAAUACUCUCAAAGCAUUAGAGGGUGCCAUCAUUUCAUCUCCGUUAGGCUUAAAUCCAAAGGUGGAUGGUCAACGGUUGAUCGCACCUAUUCCACCAUUAACAAAAGAGCAUAUGCAGGCUAUGUGCAAAGUUGUUGCCAAGUCUUCCGAAGAUGUUAAACAAAGCAUAAGAAGGGCUCGACAAAAGGCAUUGGAUACAAUAAAGAAAGCGGGUUCUAGUUUUCCCAAGGAUGAGGCUAAGAGAUUUGAGAAAGAAAUUGAUGAGCUGACUAAAAAGUUCGUCAAGUCCGCCGAUGAAUUGUGCAAGGCAAAGGAGAAGGAGAUUACUCAAGGCUGAGAAGCAAUGUUGUGGUGCUCAUACAAUCCAACAAAAUUUCUUUGCAUUGAAAGCUUAGGUGCCUAGUUCAAACUAGUUUUCGACUUGAUAUAUAUGGUAACAUUUACUGUCGACUUUGAUUGAUUCAAUGGUGAAAUUAAAUUUUUAUGCUUUUGCCAUAAGGUUCAGCUGAUGAGUUUUUGGGGCAAACAUGAAUGACUUUUCAUGCACUCUUUCGUCCAAAUUCAUGGACCAUAUUGAAUGUAUUUUAAACAUAUAAAUUUUAAAAAGAUGCAAUGAGUUACAACUUUUGAAUCC
Messenger RNA from Gossypium raimondii (Peruvian cotton), 1150 nucleotides. RefSeq lists its product as uncharacterized. The transcript has 8 exons. Bases 47 to 853 code for a protein of 268 amino acids. Gene Ontology annotation, cellular component: mitochondrion. Gene Ontology annotation, molecular function: ribosomal large subunit binding. The record is from RefSeq and is a predicted model, not a curated record. Gene Ontology annotation, biological process: translation. NCBI's taxonomy places the organism in Eukaryota, Viridiplantae, Streptophyta, Magnoliopsida, Malvales, Malvaceae.